AGCCUCUACUUCUGCACUAAUAGCUACUACACAUCACUUCGUGAGCACAACCGCCAGCAUCACUGGAAAGAUACUUUACGAACAGAGAUGUUGAGUCGGUGGAUUUACAGAAGCAUCAAUUGGUUCUCUUUCCUCAGUUUCGAACCAUCAGGAUGCUGCUACUACCAAACCAGAGCGUACAUGAAAUUUGGUCAGCCCAAAGGCUUUUCACCUGAUUACUACAUUUACAAGAUAUCAGAUUUCGAUAGUGCUGCAAAAAGUCUGCGAGUUGUCAAGGCUAGAUUUGACCAUCAGCUCUGUGUGAACUCCAUAGUAGAAAUUAGUUUUGGCACCGAGAAAAGCGAAGUCACAAUCAUAGGAGGUCACCCGAAUGCAAACUUCAUUUUGCCGUCAGUUCCAAUGGGAUAUUACGUGACGUCAUUCGAACGAGCCCGGUUGAAAGAGGAGCUUAACUUUGAUUGGUUCAAGUUCAAUGUUGUGUGUCCAGUUCAAAAAUGGAUCUGCAACAAAUAUCCUGUAAACUCAACAAAUCUUAAACUGUCCUGACAUGUUUUAAC
Messenger RNA from Symsagittifera roscoffensis, 557 nucleotides. RefSeq lists its product as uncharacterized. The transcript is spliced from 4 exons. Bases 88 to 546 code for a protein of 152 amino acids. The record is from RefSeq and is a predicted model, not a curated record. NCBI's taxonomy places the organism in Eukaryota, Metazoa, Xenacoelomorpha, Acoela, Convolutidae.